This is a messenger RNA of Raphanus sativus (radish), 597 nucleotides long. Its product is annotated as elicitor peptide 6. Gene Ontology annotation, biological process: innate immune response. The record is from RefSeq and is a predicted model, not a curated record. Bases 69 to 362 code for a protein of 97 amino acids. The transcript is spliced from 2 exons. Lineage: Eukaryota; Viridiplantae; Streptophyta; Magnoliopsida; Brassicales; Brassicaceae.
UCAUAUGAGACACAACACUUAAUGCAUUGAGCAGAAGAAGAAUUAAGUAGAGAAAAUAGAGAACAGAAAUGGAAGUUAAUGGAGAAAAAGAGAGAAGAAGUAGAAGAGAAGAUGAAGAAAAAGAAGCUUUUCUCAACUCUCCAUGUUCUGCCUUUCACAAAACUGUUCAAGCCAUAUUGAAAUGUCUUGGUCUUGAGUCAUCAUCAAUAUCACCAUCCUCAUCAUCAUCAUCACCAUCAUCAGAAGAAGACUAUGGAACUGAAUUCGUUCAAGAGACAGGAUUUGUGGCGAUGGUAACAAGACUGGUAAGAAGGAGACCAAGGCCACCUUACAGCUCAGGACACCCUGGUCAAAUCGACUGAUUAUGAUUAAAGACUUGUGUGUCUUCGUGUUUGUAUGUCUUCUUCAUGUUUAAACUCACUUUAUGUUCUAAUGUCUUCAGGCCGUCUCCAUGGGAUGGCGGUCUAGAAAGUACCUAAUCCAAUAAAAUAAGAAAAAUAAAGAAGUUUCGAGUUUACAAAGGUUUUAAUUUCAUCCUCGUAUAUACAAGAAGAAAAAGCUAGAGACCAUCGAGACAAAAUUGUGCACAGACCGUUG